This is a messenger RNA of Dreissena polymorpha, 8312 nucleotides long. RefSeq lists its product as uncharacterized. Lineage: Eukaryota; Metazoa; Mollusca; Bivalvia; Myida; Dreissenidae. The record is from RefSeq and is a predicted model, not a curated record. The transcript has 8 exons. Gene Ontology annotation, molecular function: protein binding. Gene Ontology annotation, biological process: regulation of gene expression. The coding region runs from base 173 to 1576 and encodes 467 amino acids. Gene Ontology annotation, cellular component: nucleus.
CAGUCAAACUAAAGUUGCAGAGCUCGUGAAAUGUCAAUAUAUUGUAAUUAAUUACCGCGAUAUCUCCAUAUCAGUCAUGAUUUUCUUCCCUGAUUGAUUGCAGAAGUUAUUAUAAUUUCUUGCGGAUUAUACGUGUGCAUAGAGAAACCAAUUGACUUGAAAGUUGGUCAAAAUGUCGGAAGAUUAUGUUUAUCAGCUCGCGAGGAUUGGACCUGCGGCUACCUGCCCCAAAGUCCCCGAUGUGAUGAGACUGCAAUUGGGGCUGACAAAGAUUGGAAGAGGGCAGAUGAAUGACUUCUACUUGGAUUCAAUGGUCUUGAAGAAUUUCAUUUCGCGCUCACAUGUUGAGAUUUUGGGAAAAAAGAAUGAAAACGGAGAAAUUGAGUUCAUAUUGACUGACAAGGGUUUAAAUGGAACCUUCAUCAAUGAUAUAAGGACUCAUAAGACUUGUGUCCUGGAGGUGGGAGACAAGAUCACUUUUGGUCACACCAACGGCUACAAGAUACAGCCUGGAAGCUAUGCAGAACAGCCCCUCUCAGAAUUCCAGUUCGAGUUUCAGAGAGUUCCGAAAAGUUCGAAGACGUCUGAAAUGUUCUCUGAACGGAGCAUGUCAUCGCCAGCACCAUGCGAAGAUUCCCUUGAUUCUAUCCCUGAUCUCAAAAAAGACUCAACUGUGGUUUCCGACAGGCUAUUUCUUAGUGAUAUCCCAGCAAACAAUCAGUCACGUGACAAAAGCUCAAAAUCAAACUCAUCUUAUUCAAACCAUGUGCGAUCUCGCAAAGACAGUAGCUCGCAGUCUGACAGUGACAUCAACUCAUCCAAAAAUAGUUCUCUUUCGAAAACUAGCCAUCAGAAAUCAGGAAAACGUAACUCUGACAGUUCUAGUAAAUCGCCUCCAAGGGAGGCAACUAAGAGUGGCUCUCCAGCGAAGAAGGGGAGAAAAUCAUCUUCAGGAAGUAACAAAUUCUCAGAAACAUUACCCAUGGAGGAUGAUGAGGAAAGUGAUGAGGACGAGAAAGAAGAACCAAAUGAAGAUGAUGACGACCAUGAGGAUGAGGAUGUUGAUGAUGACGAUGAAGAAUUUAAACCUAAACAAACUAAGAAGCCGGUAGGGCGGAAGGGACGACCAAGCCUUGACAGGAAGCCACCAGUGAAAAGUAAAAAAGUUGUGGAAAGCGACUCGGACAGCUCAGAAGAAGAUGAAGAAUCAAAGCCGGAGGCAGAUCAGAAACCCAGACCUCCCCCAGCGUCGAGCAGACAGAAAAUGGCAGGAAAAAAGAAAAGAAACGCCAAUGAUGCGCCUGUGAUUGGUGGGCGUAAACGUCGACGGAGGGGCGGGCUAGGUGGAGGGACCUCAUCGACCUUUCCAAAUGACCCCAAGGCUGACCUUGAACCAGGGGUUGAGUGGUACGAGGAUGACAAGUGUGAUGCCCCAGACUGCAAACGCCCGAAGAAAAAACGAACCCAAUGGGUCCAGUGUGACGAUUGUGACGGCUGGUAUCACACAAUGUGUGUCGGCGCAAACUACAACAAAUUGAAGGACAGCGAUGAACAUUUUAACUGUGGCUGCGAGUAAAUGGUUGCCAUUAGAUGAAACAUUUCAACUGUGGCUGCGAGUAAAUAGUCGCCAUUAGAUGAAACAUUUCAAAUGUGACUGCGAGUAAAUGGUUGCCAUCAGAUGAAACAUUUCAACUGUGGCUGCGAGUAAAUGGUCACAAUUAGAUGAAACAUUUCAACUGUGGCUGUACGUCAAUCAUCACUAUUAUAAAGCCUUCCUAUAGGAAAACAGGGCUAAAUGCAUGUGUGUUUCCCAGAUCAGCCGGUGCAGCCUGUACUCACUAAUCAUGAUCAGCCGGUGCAGCCUGUACUCCCUAAUCAUGAUCAGCCGGUGCAGCCUGUACUCCAUAAUCAUGGUCAACAUGUUCCACCGGUGCAGCCUGUACUCCCUUAUCAUGGUCAACAUGUUCCACCGGUGCAGCCUGUACUCCCUAAUCAUGGUCGACGUGUUCCACUGCACCCUGUACUCCCUAAUCAUGGUCGACGUGUUCCACUGCAGCCUGUACUCCCUAAUAAUGGUCAACGUGUUCCACUUAAACUGGAUUUUUGCAAAGAAGAAACAUCCUUUAAAUGACAAAUACCAUACAAGCAGGAAUUGUCGUCCCAGAUUAGCCUGUGUUAACUGCACAGGCUGUUCUGGGAUGACACUUAAUGAGCAUGCAUUUAGCCCAGGUCUCCAAGAGCAGUGCUCAAAUCAUCUCCAAAACAACAUUUUUAACAGAUGCUGCAAAAUAGUGUUUUUUUUAUGUCCCCCAGUCAAUUGUUUUUGCCCUGUCUGUUUGUUUGUUUGUUGGUUGGUUUGUCUGUUUGCAUCAAAUUGUAACAUUGGCCAUAACUUUUGCAAUAUUGAAGAAAGCAACUUGAUAUUUGGCAUGCAUGUGUAUCUCAUGGAGCUGAACAUUUUGAGGGAUAAAAGAUCAAGGUCAUCCUUCAAGGUCAAAGGUCAAAUAUAUGGGGGGGGGGGGCAUAGUGUUGCACAAAAACACCUUGUUUUUUGUUCAUUUAUUGGGUCCGGUAGGGGAACUCAUUCCCGAUGGAAACAAGUAUACAUUUAAGCCAAAACGGGACCUUAAAGUUCCCAAUGCAAGGUUUCCAAAAAAUAUAUAAAGAAUUAAGUCUCCAAAUCCAGGUCUAUUAGAUGCACCUUUGAAAAUAUAAUAUUGAAAUCACUAGUAUUAUCUUUUAAAGUAUUUGUAAGCAUAAAAUCAACAAACACAAUUUUCCAAUUCUAGUCAAAAGGACAUGAUAUUUUCUAAUCAAAAGGGAACCGGCCCCAUUCCCAAAAUUGUGUUUAAAAAAACUGCAAAAAAAUUCAAUUGUUUUUACUACGAUUCAUCUUUGUACCGAAUAUUUUAAUUGUUGCUGCCAAACAUUUCAACUGUGAUUUUGAAUGUAAUAUUAUUAUCACCAUACCAAAUAUUUCUUCUGUUACUGCGAAUAUAUUGUUUCUUUAUUUGCACUCGAUAUGGCCUUUGCUGUAAACCUGAAACCUGUGAAGUUCUUUUUGAAUAGAUUUCUUAUUCCUUGGUUCAAAAUGUGGACAUGUCAUAUUGUGGAAAACAUUAUAUGUUUCUACAACUACAAAUUGUGUAAGGAUUUGCUGUGAAGAAAACUAAAGGAAAGUACAUGCAGAUCAUAAAGUCGGCACAGGCUAAUCAGGGAUGACACUUUCCACCUAAAGUUGAUUUUUGCUAUCAAGAGACUUUUUCCAAACAGAAAAUAUAAUUAAAGUGGAAAGUGUCGUCGCUGAUUAGCCUGUGCAGACAUAUAUAUAUAUUUAUAGUAGUGUAAGUACAUUCUGAAGUACACACAUUUUGUCUUAUUGAGGUUUACAAGAAAUUACCAAACCUCUUAGCACUAACUCCUCUCUCUAUUAACCCUUUGCAUGCUGGGAAAUUUGUCGGCUGCUAAAAUGUCGUCUGCUGAAUUUGUAAAAUUAGCAUUUUCUUUGAUUUUUUUCAAAGAAUACUAUCAGAACAGCAAACAGUUUGGAUCCAGAUGAGACGCCACGUUCUGUGGCGUCUCAUCUGGAUCCAAACUGUUUGCAAAGGCCUUUAAAAUUCGGUUCCCGCACUGAAAGGGUUAAUUUGGAUACUUUACAGUUGUUGCUCAUGACCAUUAGUAAAUUGCUCAUGGAACCUACAUUUUCAGUGGGCUUCUCUGUGGUCAACCAUGUUAUAUCAUUGGGUCUAUUCAUUGCACUGCAUGCAACAACACAUUAAUAGUUGAACAGGUUUUCUGAUGAUUGUUUAUUGUCAAGCGGUGUCACCUAAAUUCACCGUGACAUUUUAGAGAUUUCUUCCUAUGGGCUGUCAACAGCCUACCUGGGCAUCUAUAUGUUCCACGGAAUAUCAUCUUGAUAUAAUUUUUUAUAAAAACUAUAUCUGUUAAGUUUUAGAUGCUUUACAGAGGCAAACCCAUGUAAUGAAAUUAUUUUUUAUGCCAUAUGCAAAGUGAAAUGUAUAGGGCUUUAGAGGAAAAAAUUUGGAUAUUGUAUUUUUUGUGAAACACCAAUGUGCAUGUACUUUGAUGUUUGGACAUGUUUGUAGACUUAUUAGUUUGUUGUAUAUGUGUUCUUAGGUUUUAUUUUAUUGAAUUAGAAAUUAGUUAGAUAUGUUAUGUAAAGAUAUAUAAUGAUAGUGUUUAUUGCGCAGCAAAAGGUACUUAAAUAAUUUAACCAGUUUUAUCGUCUAUUAACCCUUUUUUCACAAAGAUGCGUAUUUUGUUGCACUUGACGUCCCUAAGAAUUUUUAUUUUAAUAAAAGGCUUAGAUUCAAGUUUUAAAGGCUUUAUUUCUAAUCCUUAGAUACUUAUGAGCAGCAAACAGCAUAAAACCUGAACAGCCUUGGAGUUACUCGUAUGCUGUUCUAUUUUUAUGCUGUUUGCACUUGAACAUUUUCACUUUGUUUUUGAGUGGGAAAGGGUAAAAAGAAAUGGAGAUUUGUGGAUUCUCAUUUCAUGACUACUAUACUGUUUUAUGAGCUCAUGAGUACAUACAAGUCCAAUUAUGGAUGUGUGAAUUUGUAUUUGCAUGUGUGAUUCACGCACAUUUAUACAUGAACCCUAUAUGUAUAGGAUCUGGCACGAGUUGUCAUAUCAUACCAUAUUGUAUUAAACUGGUUCAAGAAUUUUGUUAUUAAGCCAGCCUUUGGCGAGCUUACUAAAGAUUUUCCGGACGAGUUUAAUAAAAUAUGGUAUGAAAUGACAAUGAGUGUCAGAUCUUUUUUAUACGCCCGUUUUUAAAAACGGGACGUAUUAUAGUUUCACCCUUUGCGGGCGGGCGGGUGGGCGGCCGGCGUCCACAGCAGUGUCCGCUCUCUAAUUCAAAUAGUUUUCAUCGGAUCUUUACCAAACAUGGUCAGAAGUUGUGUCUAGACAAUAUCUUGGUCAAAUUUGAAUAUGGGUCAUGCCUGGUCAAAAACUAGGUCACAGGGUUACUUAGUGCAUUUCAAACAUUUAGCAUGGUGUCCACUCUCUAAAUGGAGUAGUUUUCAUCUGAUCUUCACCUAAUUUUGUCAGAAGUUGUGUCUAGAUGAUAUGUACGCCAAGUUCGAAUAUGGAUCAUGCCAGGUCAAAAACGAGGUCACAAGGUCACAUAGUGCAUUUCAAGCAUUUAGCAUGGUGUCCGCUCUGUAAUUGAAGUAGUUUUUAUCUGAUCUUCACCAAAUUUAGUCAGAUGUUACAUUUAAAUGAUAUCUAGGUCAAGUUCAAAUAUGGGUCAUGCCGGGUCAAUAACUAGGUCUCGAGGUCACUUAGUACAUUUCAAGCAUUGAGCAUGGUGUUCAAAACCUUUGAACGGGCGUAUCUUGUGACAGUUUGGCUCUCUUGUUAUCACAUACCAUUAAAUGAGCAAAUUAAAUAAAUAUUUACGCAAACAUUAUGAUAAAUCCUGAAUGUUGUUUAUAUUUGGUGACGUUAUUUGAUGUUGCAACGUCAUUUCAGCAAAAUAACAAAAUGCGAUAGGUCAAUGGAACGAAAACUAAGCCAAUGAAAACCUUUAAAAAAUAUAUUACACACGUGUAAGAUAAAAAUAUUGUUAAUGAUUAUAAUACAUGGGAAACAGGGUAUGGCAUGUGCUAAAAAUAAAAAUUGUUAAACUAACUUUAAAACUGUAGCUGUAAACUGACUUUAAAAACUGAAGCUGUAAAUAAUUUUUAAAACUCUAAAUGAUGGCUUAACAUACAGCUGUCACUAAUUCGGAAAUAAUGCAGCUAGUAAUCCAUGCAUAUGUUAAAAAUGUAUCAAUUGUUAUCAUUGUAAAUACAACUCUUUUGUGUUUCAGUGUAAAAUUUUACUCAUUUUGGGGGAUUGUCUUCUGUACUCCGAAUUUUAAAUGUUAGUGCUAACUUUUUUACGUCUUAACUGUUAAAUAUUGUGACUUGUCGGUGUCAGGUGUGGGCAUCUGUGCCUGUGACCCAUUUCUAGUUUUUAUGAAAAAAGGAUGGUUGAAUAACCCCAGUCUCUCAUUUGCUGUAAAAUUAAUGGCUGGAAUAGCCCUUUUGAGCUCGGCUGUUUUCGGAGAAAACACGAGGUAUUGUCAUAGCCAGCUCGUCAUCCGGCGUCAGCCGUCUGGCAUCCGGUGUGCUAAAACCUUGACAUUUUGCUCUAAAAUCAAAAUGCUUCCACCUACAACUUUGAAACUUCAUAUGUAGAUGCACCUUGAUGAGUUCUACACGCCACUAGGUCACAGGUCAAGGUUACUGUGACCUCUAAAAAAAAAUAUAAUCUGGCAAGCUUUCAUUUAUUUAAAACUGCACCCGCAGCAGAGCGUUGGCAAUGUUAUGCGUUGCUCUUGUUUAGCUUAUGUUGCAGUUUUAGUGAGAUCUGUAUUAUUAUCAAACUACGUAAGAGUGUGAUAAGUGUUUAACUGUCAAGUACAUGUCAACAUGAGUGUUGUCCAUUCUGUCCUUCACAAGUAUAAGUAAUCAGUAGAGGAAUAAGGAUCAACCUAUAGCUUUGUUCUUCCAAGCUUUUGAGUAAAUUGAUUGCGUCUAGUCACCAAUUGGGUCAUUCCUAACCACUUCAACAUAGGCUUGUCCGUAGCUCCACCCGCCUGCGCAAUAGCACAGCCUGAUCAUGAGCUGCCCUGUCUGCCAUGAAGUCACUCUAGGUUUCGUGGUCUAAUGAACAGACAGAGUAGCUCCUGACCACACUGUGUGAUUGUGUCGUAUAGUCGAGAGCUAUGCUGGCCUUAUUUGUCAUAAUACACAUUUUCGCAUGACAUGGCUAAUAUAAAUCCUUGUUAAAGUUGGUUUACCCUUUACCACUUAGAUACAUAUUUUGUCCCUUUUGUAGUCCCUUAGGAAGGUUAAUUUUAUUAAAGAGCUUUCUUACUAAAUUCAAGUUUUAAAGGCUUCAUUUCCAACCCUUAGAUAUUGAUGAGCAGCAAACAGCAUUAAACAUGAAGAGACUGCGAGUUACUCUCUGUGAGUUACUCCCAGGCUGUUCUGGUUUUAUGCUGUUUGCACAUAGCCAUUUUCACUUAGCUUCUGAGUGAGAAAGAUUGAACUAAGUUUUUUCUUACAAGUGAAUUCAUGCCCACUGAUAACAGAUAUUCUAAAUGUUAAAUGAUCUAGAAUAUCGUAGAGUUCAACAAAUCUGUGAAUGAUAAGUAUAUGGUAUAAAAUGAAUGAAUUAUAUUUUAUUUGGAAUACCGGUAGAUCAUUGAGAAAUAUCAGAAAAUGCAUGUCUUUACCGUGUUUUCCCAUAUACUAAAAUUUUCUCUUUUGAUAACUGUUUGACUGUCAUAGUAAAAUUAUUUGUGUCUUUUUUUUAUGUUAAUUUGAUAAUGGAUGUGUUUGAGUUGAUUAAUUUAGACGGCAUGAUGAAUAUAGUAUAUGUUGGUAAACAUUAUUUACAAACACAAAUCAAAGUAUAGGAUCACAGUUUACACUUAAGCUGGGAAAACUGGGCUUAAUGCUUUUGCUUAAAGUUUCAUCACAGACUAGCCUGUGAAAUCCACACUGGCUAAUCUAGGAUUACACUUUCUGCUUGCAUGAAAUUUUUUGUCUCAUGGAAGUCUCUUAUAGAAUACAAAUCCAGUUUAGGUGGUAAGUGUCGUCCCUGAUUAACCUGUGCAGCCCACACAGGCUAAUCAGGAACGACACUUCCCGCUUUAAUAAUAUUUUUUCGUUUAACGUCCCUUUUUACCAAAAAUCUAGUUUAAGCGGAAAGCGUCAUCCCUGCAUAGCCUGUGCGGAUUGCACAGGCUAAUCUGGGACAACACUUUACGCACAUGCAUCAUGCCCAUUUUUCUCAGAAUGCGACCCAUAUAUCCUACAAAGAUAUUUUGCACAUUGCCAAAGAAUGUUAUGUUUCAUAAAGUUUACAGACUUAACCCUGGUCUUCAACAAAGCCCUUGUGUUUUGCAGUGCCAUGUUUUGUUGAUCUAUUUACACUUAAAUAUCAUUUCUCGUGUAAUCGCUUCACUUUUAUUGGACGUUUUAUUUUCAUUUUAUAAAAUAAAUUGAUUUGAAAUCACAUUGGGGCUUUAAAUACUUUACCAACUUUGCUGUCAGUAGUGGUACCUGGUCUGAUUAAGAAAAUUUAUAUUUAUUUAUUACAUUCAGCAUAUUUAUUCUAUUAAUGUCAACAACAGCAUGAUCAUAAAAGCAGUUUCAUUUUGUCAUAUUUUGGUAAGACAUGAAUGGCGUUAAACAAUAAAAAAAUUAACAUGAAUAUUGUAACAUACUCAUCCUGUCUUGCUAUGUAAUCAAGCACAUUUUGUGAAAAUAAAAUGUCUGUACCUGUGUUAA